This is a messenger RNA of Linnemannia hyalina, 8628 nucleotides long. The record is from the annotation of a GenBank genome assembly. NCBI's taxonomy places the organism in Eukaryota, Fungi, Mortierellomycota, Mortierellomycetes, Mortierellales, Mortierellaceae.
AUGCUGCAACAACCCAUGCGGAAGGGAUUCAUAUCCCAUGGCAUCCGCGAACCUCUGACGACACGUAUCGCCGGCAUCCUCAGGUCCUACCCCGACAGCACACAGAUCGCCCGCGAGCUUCUCCAGAACAGCGACGACGCCGGGUCGACUGUCCAGUGGUAUCUCCUCGACCACAGAGACCAUGCCAAGCACGCUCGACGUUCUGCUGAAAGCAACCUUGGUUCGGACUCGUCCAAGGACGCAAGGCUUCGAUUGUUCCACGAAGAUCUCGAGGAAUACAUGGGUCCGGCUCUUCUUUCUGGAAGCGACUCUGUCUUUGAAGACAAGGACUUUCAGUCGCUCAAGAACCUGGCCUCAUCUGAAAAGCGUGCUGACGAAACUAAGAUUGGUCAGAUGGGUAUUGGAUUCAACAGCAUCUACCAUCUGACAGACUGCCCCUCGUUUAUCUCUGGAGACCAACUCAUGAUCAUCGAGCCCCACGAGCGCAUCUUCAACGGAGAGCGGUCCGAGCUCAGCGAGGGCGCUGUCCGCGGCAGCUUUUUGAAUCCAAGUCAAGGCUUGCAUGAAUAUCCCGACCAGCUCAAAGCCUUCUCCGUUCUCGAAGAUAUUGAUUUCUCCAAGCCUUACAAAGGCACCAUUUUCAGGUUCCCUCUCAGAACCCUUGAACAGACCAAGACUUCGUCUUUGACCAAAUAUUCUCGCACUCUCGAGGAGGUGCAGGAGAUGCUAAACGAGCUAAAGGGCGAAGCCUUGAAGGCUCUUCUUUUCCUCAAGCAUGUCCAGAAGAUUGUCAUCUACGAGCGCAAAGAGGACCAAGACAAGCCUACGAAAUUAUUCGAGAUUGAGAUUGUCAACUCCGCCGAGGUUGCGGCCCAGCGGUCUGAACUGUUUGACAACUUCAAGCGCCAUGUCCGCGCAUGCGAUUCAGUUGAUGAAGCCAAAGUCCUUGAGUGCUCUACUCGACCCACCUACAGGAUGACACAUGAGGACGGUCACACUACUGAGGAAACCUGGCAGGUCACUACCCGGAUCGGCAACAUCGGCAAGACUCGCGCCUCCAUGCUAGAGGCUUCCCAUGGCGACGUCAAUAUUGCUGACCACAAGUUGAUCCCUUGGGUCGGUAUUGCUGCUCCCUCGGAUCCUGAUUUCAAGAUGGACUCGUCUGGUCUUUUCUGUUUCUUACCCGUCGGCGACAUUCAGCUCCCGUUCCCGGUUCAUGUCAAUGGUCACUUUGCUGUCGAGCAGAGUCGACGUGACAUUUGGACCAACAUCGACAAAAAGAUCAAGACCCAGUCCUCCGCUGGCAUUGAGUCACUUUGGAACGUACAUCUGUUCAACAAGCAGAUCCCUGAAGCCUACGCGCUCUUCUUGGAGAACAUAGGUCUUGAUCAUGGCGCUAACUAUGAACUCUGGCCUACCUACUGCGGAGAUGGGAUCGGCCGAGAUGCGAUUUGGAAGGACAUGUUGAAGAGCGUGCUCCGUGCUGUUCUGUCCAAUGAUCGACCAGUAUUUUUCUGCGGACCCAAGCUCGAUGGCAACGUGAUGUCUAUUGAACCCUAUUCCAAGGUCUACAUUGCCGGUAGAGACACCGAUGCUUUCCCAUUGCUGAAGAAGGCCCUCCGUGCGGUUGUAGAUUUGGCGGAAAAUAUUCCUGAUGUGAUCCUGGCCGAGCUCCCUGUGGCAGUCGAGUCUGUUGAUUUGGUCCCUCGUAUUCUUACGUCGGCCCUAGUGAUUUCCAUUCUUCAAGACACCAAAAAUCAGUGGUCUUCGACUGCCGAUGCGGCCACCCGAGUAGAAAUGGUCAAGUACUGUCUCCAGGACGACAAGUCUGCAAGCCUCGUCGGUCUUCCUCUCCUUCCUCUCGCUGGAGGGUCCUGGGUUGAGUUCAAUCGCAAGCAAUCCCGCGGAAGGUUCCGUGUGUCCGUGGCGGUGUUCCGUACAUUGUCCAUGUCGAACGACGGGCUUGUUGACAUUGACGUUGAGGGUUAUCCGUUCAACGACAUCGAGUUGGGCUGUAAGUCUGAAGCCAAGAAUGGCUCCAAGUCUAAGAUGUAUUGGUCAACCAUGAAACUUUCCUUGGUUGCAGAGCGAAUCAAGUCGGUCUACCUUCAGUCGUUCUAUCAAGACGGUGUAGUCCCUGGCGGAUGUGUCACCCAGACCUCUGAGCAGUUUCCGAUGGACAAGUGGUUGACGGACUUCUGGAAUAUGGCUCACUCCUUUCCAAUUGCAGUUGCUCAGAGGGAGCUCCUCUCAGGACUUGAUGGCAUCCAUCUGAUACCAAUCAACCGGGGUUCUCUGGCGCCACUCUCUAAGGAUCGAUCAGUUCUCUACCUCAACCCUGGGACGAGCAAGGAUGUCCAGGUCUCUCAGAAGGCCCUUGAAGUUCUGGGUCACCGUUUUGACUGCCAAGUCCUUCGAAAGCUGCCCAUCAAACCAUCAUCACCCCUGAAUGGAUAUCUCGUGGAUGUAUCGAUUGGUCCAAGAGUCCUCGGCCUCCUCUCGAACGUCGAUCCCAGUUGCUUCCAGCAGUUAACUCCAGCAGAUUGCGAGGAUCUCAGACAAUACUUGACUAUAUGUCUCUCGCCCAGAGCAUCGCUUGACAAUCAACAGCGCCAGGUCUUGCGAUACUUGCCGGUUUUUGAGUCAUAUCAAGAUACCCGUCUCGUUCCCUUGGAUACGCCCUCGUCUUCGUCCUCGAUGAAGUGGAGAGUCGCUCAAGGAUAUUGUAUUUCCUCACAACCUUGGAUGCCUAGCUCGGUCAGACUCCUAGCUGAUGACCAGCCGAUGAAGCACCACAUUCGGUACUUACUGGAGAUCCCUUUCCUUACCAAGGCCAAGUUCCUGCUACACCUUGUCUCGGAGUUGACAGAGCAACCCGAAAGUGAAUGGGACUCUAUUCUGUCUGAGCUGCUCUUGGGCUACUACGAACACCAGAAGAAGGUCGACUUUGGACCCCUUCUCCGCCAACUGCCGUUUGUUCAGGUCAAUGUAUCGUCUACAUCGAAGGAGAUAGCCAGUCCUAUUCGGAUCAUACCUCGAUUCGUUGCGGACCCUGCCUUAUCUAUGUUCUUUAUGGAUGAAGAGGCCGUUUUUCCCUCUGGUAUUUACGCUAAAUCUGCCUUCCGUGGUCCUCUAGAGGAACUGGGCAUGAGGCUCGCUUUCAACCCUACUUUUGUCGAGGAGAGGUUGUCAUCUCUCUUCGGCCCCGCUUCCUCCGGACAAGAUGACUCUCACAGGAAGGCAUCUUCGGCUCUGUACGAUCGCCUCAACAGCAUGUUCUCCAAGGAGUUCGUGACCGAGGAUAUCCUUUCCAUGAUAUCGUCCCUGCCGUGGCUUUAUGUUGGGGAAAGCGAGCGAUGCCGUCCAUCCGAGUGUCGGCCCAAGGAAGACAAAUGUCUAGUUGGAACCCAAAUGUCCAUAUCCGAUUUUAGUCCAUCGAACGAGCUGCUCCGCAUACACAUGGGCUGGAUGACCCCGCCACCGUUGGACAAAGUCCUGGCACACUUUUCGUCACUACUCGACCAAUUCUCCCAGGAUAGCUCCUCCCAGCUUUUGAACCAAGAUGUCUCGCCGAUCUACUACUACCUUGCCUCGAUGGUGCAGAAUCCCUCCCAUUUGACAGCCAUCAAGGAGGCAUUGGGCGAGCGACCUUGGAUCUUGUUGUCCGGUACGCUCUAUGCCGUCGACCGAGUCGCUUUCAAAUUGGAUCAAAAUCUCAGGCCUCAGUUCGGUCAAGUGCAUUCUUCCAACCUGGAUGCUCUGUUUCGAGCAUUUGGGGUGCGAGACCACUUUACCCAUCGUGACAUUGAGGCGAUCCUGGCGACAAUAGGCUCGAACUACGACAAUGGUGAAUGCCUUUCGGACAAGGAUGCCGAACUCGUUCGUCGUCUCCUCACUGCGCUUUCUUACAUGAAGUCAAGACGUUCGAUGUCUGACCUUCCUGUCCUGACCAAAGGCGGAUAUCUCAAGCGAGCCGCUGACGUUGUUUAUGAUGACAGGGCUUCUCGGCGCGGAGGGUUGGAUGAUAAUCUGUUGCCUUACACCUUUCUCGAUGAUACUAUCCCCAAGGGCGUCGCUCAACGCCUCCAGAUCGACAUGUUCUCUGUCCGCGCGUGGGAGGAGAGUAAGGACGCCACCUUCGAGCCGUUCUUCCAGGAAGAGAACAUUGUUGACCGCAUCAGGAGUAUCCUCAAUGACUACGACCCUUCAGGAAUCUUCAAUGAGUACCUCCAGAACGCUUCAGAUGCAGGUGCCACCAAGUUCUCAGUGAUGUUGGACCCUCGGACCUACGACAAGACUAAAGUUUUGAGCGACCAAAUGGCGGAAUGGCAAGGGCCGGCUUUGCUGUUUUACAACGAUGCCGAGUUCUCCGAGGAGAGCUUCUCUGCCCUGUGCAAGCUGGGUGUCGGCAACAAGAGGGAGGAUACGUCCAAGGUUGGUCGCCAUGGCCUCGGUUUCAACUCCGCCUAUCACUUCACAGACGUCCCUAGUGUUAUCAGCGGCAGCACCCUCGUGAUUUUCGAUCCCCACAUGGUCAACCUCCCCAAGAGCCGCGACGCUUCCGGGAAACUUUUCGCCCAAAGGGGCCAUCGCUACGACAUACGCAAGCUUUCCACGGAGACGUUGGCCGACCAGUUUCAGCCGUACAAGGGACUCUUUGGCUUUGAUAUGGGGUCCCACUUCGAUGGCACCAUUUUCCGUAUUCCUCUGCGGCUGAAAGGAGCGGUGAUGGCUGGCAAGUCGGGUUUCGGCAGCGAAGACUGGACUACUGCCCAGAUUCAGAAAAUGUUUGUCUCCUGGAUCGAGGACGCCAAGAUUGGGAGUCUUUUUUUGAAGAGCAUCAAGUCCAUCAACCUCUCUGACGGAACAAACCCUAUGGUUUCGGUUACCAAGGACGACCUCUCCCAUAUGCCAGCCGUUAAGUUUUUGAUCGGAUCUCUCCCUUCCCACACAAGUCAGGUGUCCAUCGUCGACAUCACCUCGAAGACGACCGGCCUAGGCAACAUUGCAUCUUCGAGAUGGUUGAUGUACACAGAGGACGCCUUGCCAGCAAACACCCCUCAAACCAUUCGCAACCAUGUCCAAACGGAACACUGGAGUACGCAGAGUGGAGUUGCGAUCCCCCUUGGCGAUGACAGCGCCAUCAAGUCAUGCCGCGGACGACUGAUGGUUUAUCUGCCGACCCCGAUCGAGACUAAGCUGCCUUUUCACAUGCACGGCGGAUUUGCGCUGACGACCAACCGCAAGACUCUGGCUGGUGGAUCUGAGGCUAGUGACCCAAAAACUCUCUGGAACACUUACCUUCUUGAGACCCUCCUACCCUUGACAGCCAUUCAGGCCUACGGGCAACUGCUUACGUGGAGUUUUCGCCCUGCCGACCUUGACGGACCUCGAAUGAGUGAUCUCAAUACGGCCAUCCCCCUCUUCUACAAGCGUUGGCCACUCAAGGCCAAUGACGACUUUGCUGCUUUUCUUCGAGCGUUUUUCCGGCAUGCAUACACCAGCCCCGUGUUUCCCUGUCGCGGACACCCGUACGAGCUGCCGAUCGCGGCUGUUGCUGGAAAGAACACGACAAUGAGAGGCUCCCUUAUUACCGAAGCUGUUGAGUUGCGGGUGUACGCUUGGCUCAGGGUGGGAGGUCGUUCCAUAGCCGAGACGCCACCCAAUCUCCAGGCCUGCUUGAUGCUUGAAUGGGGCCAAGAUGGCUCUCGCCCAUUCAAGCAAAUCGAUUGCAAUUUGCUCCGCAGACGUUUUAGAGAGGAUCCAAGCUUUAUUACUCGCCAAAUGAUUGGGAGGACUGACAAGCAGUGGUUGUUGGAUGAGAUUUUCAGGCCAUUGGUGGAUACCCGCAUCGUCGUGGAGGAAUCUCUCAUGGGACUUCACGUUGUGCCGCUGCUGAGUGGGGAAUGGAAGCCGCUGCUGAGUGGAGAUUGGAAGGCACUCCAAGCAUCCCCGAUCUACCACACCGCACCUGCCGAGGCUAGAGAGUUGGUUGAGGGCAAGGGGCAGUUGGUGGAUUCGGAUUUCUUUGAUUCUUUUGUUCUCCAGAGGGUCCUGGUUAUCCUGGUCAAGGAGCAAUCUUACGGCAUCGAGAAGAUUCAACUGAGUGCAUUCGCAUCGAUCUUCCUCUCCGAGAACGCCUUCGGAGUCUCUGAAGACAAGCGUGAGAGAAUCUGGAAAUAUCUUUGCGAGUUUGACGAUAUCACCCCGGCCUGCGAGCUACCGAUUGUGAAGACGGCGGCUGGAGAUAUGGUGACUGUGGCCAAAGCUGCGGAGGGCUUGGAGAUGUCGACAGCAUACUUAGGUGAGAGCCCUAGACGCAUCAUAACCGAGUUCUUCCGCAGGAUGGGACUCGUUAUGUUUGACGCCUCCGAUCCUCAGAACCAUCCGUAUUUUCGGAGGCUUCAAGUCGAGUACACCGAACGUCGAGUCCUCGAGUUGAUUGCCAAGCACUGGUCCACGCAUGCCCCCUCGUUUGUGAUCUCUACCGAGGAAGCCGAUUUCCUGCGCAACAUGAUCGGCUCCCACCAUCGCGGCUGCAAUGCCUCUGUCCUCGUCAGUCUCGGAGACCUCCCUAUUUGGAGAGCCUAUGGCCCUCCUGGGGCUCCUCUGCGCCCGGCUAUUGGAUCCCUGUAUAUGAUAGACCACGAGAACCUCGAACAUCUUGGUCGCCACCCCACCGUCCUUCACGAGACAAACAGCACAUAUCCAUUCGAAAAAAUGGGCGCCACACCGACUCAAGCCGCAACUCUGCUUCGGGAGCGCAUCAUGCCCAUGUUUGCAUCCAACGCGCUGCAGUGUACAGGAGCUACGAAAACGGCCUACCUCUCCCUCUGUCGCAGCCUCGCGACUACAGCCAGCCUUCUGAACCCACGAGAAAAUGUCUUGGCCAGGCAAGCCUUGAACCACGCCCCAUGUUUCCUAUCGCGAGAUGGAUCUUUCCAAACCCUGGCCCACAUGCUUGUCCCCGGAGAGCAUCUGACCGAAACGAUUUUUGUCAACGAGCAACACCGGUUCCUCAACAGUGACUUGAACACUAUUCUUGUUGAUGGACGAAGGUUCCAGGUUGAAAUCCGGCGAUUGUCGACAGGUGCGUUGGAGGAGUGUGCGAGGUUUGUUCUGAGCGAGAUUGCGAACAGAAGUGCCCCUGCGGACCAAAUUCUCUCAAGAGCUGCCCAUCUUGUACGGUACAUAUACACCGACCCCGGAAAUACAAACUGGAUGGAUCCCCAGUGGACAUUUGUGCCCCGCGAGAUGACGCCCGAGUACCCCUACAACCAACACGCCCCGGACUUGCCCCCUUACAUGUCCUUGUCGACUUUGUGCUACCCAACUGAGCGCGACUUUAUUUGGACUCAGCGAGGGUUCUUUCCACAAGAUCUUGUUCCCCCUGCAAGGUUCAAACUCAUGUUCCCGGACAUUGGUAAGCACACCUGGCGCGAGCACUGUGAGCACCUCGGGGUCUUGGCCAAGAAAGUUGCUCCUACAAUGUCGACCACGGAGCGCCAACUCGCCUUCAAGGCGAUAAUCUUCAAGAUCUACAAGACGUUUGAGGUGAACGCAUCCAAGAGCGAGACUAUAAGGGACAAACUCAAGCAGUCACUCCGCGAGAUUAUGACCGUACCCUACAUUCUCAACGGCGACGACAAGGAUCCCAGCAAGGCAGAGUCGUGGGUCUGGCCACAUGAACUUGUCUUUGGUAUCGAUCACAAGAUUGGUGCUCACCACCAAGCCCACCCGUCGCUGCUGAAGUUCCGCGACUUUUUGGUCACUGUCGGUGCCAACGAGAUGAAACAUAUUGCUGGACAGGUCACUGUUCGUUCGAAGCGUAACGUCGGAGAGAUGGAAAACCGGAUCACGUCGUACUUUGAGACGCAGGACGAGACGAAUGGGUUCAUGGAUGUCAAGUUUACCUUUGAAGGCGGCAAGUCGAUCCUGGCCCACAAGGUUGUACUGGCGAGUAUGAACGAGGAGGUUAUCCGGCAGCUCACUGGUUCUUGGGCCUUGACUGCUCGUCGUGAUCCCUCUAACCCGGCGAUCGAUAUCAUCCAGAAGGAGGACGACUAUGUCACCUUUUGGGGCCUGCUGUACUUUCUCUACACGGACGACCUGAUUGGCACAAACGGACCAACCACCCUUUCGGAGGCCUCAAAGACUUUUAAGGAACAGGAUGCAGAGGACCAGCUGUCACAACGCGUCGAGUACCUCGUGGCCCUGCAGCACCUUGCAGAUGUCUACCGCACAGAUCGCCUCAAGGGUCUGAUUGCUCAGGAACUGAUGCUGCCCGGCAAGGUCAUGUACAGCAACGUCUUUGAGAUUCGAGAGCAUGCUGAGCUGAACCGGGACCCCAGUGUGGUCAAGUACUGUAACCAGUUUAUCAGAGUCAAGGAGAACGCGUCGCUGAUUGAGAAGUACCUCGAGGAUGAGGUUGCCUCGGUCCAGGCGAGGCUGGCUGCUCUUGACCGGUACCUUGGAGACAAGAACAAUCAGGAGGUCCCUGAGGAGGUUGCUUAUCUGGGAUGUGGUGCCGAGCUGGAAGGUGGUGUUGAGGCUAGGAAGGCCUUGACGACAGAGUUGGAUGACCUGACGGGCUAUUUGACAGAACUGAAGAUGAGGCAUUACGCGUAA